AGGCUGCUUGGAGAUGGAAACCGACUUUGCAGUGUGUAUAGUUGGUAGUCCUCCUUUCCAAAUGGUGUCAGUGUUGGGCUAGAACAGGCAUCUCCAUAGUCUGUCAUGGUGGUCUCGGGUUUCAGCACUCUGUUGGCAGUGGCAAGGGAGGAGAUCUAUUCUGAGUUGAACACUGAAGUGAAGCCUUUACUUCUCGCUAGCUGUCCAGUUCAUGCUUGGACCUAACGAAGGUGGUGGAAGUGUGUGGCGUCUCUGAAACGCCAGUGUUCAGAGCUCGAGAAGAGUUGAGAGAAAAUGCCAUCUUUUUCAUGGAGGCUGGUCCUCAUGCUUGGCUCUUGGCCCCUGGCUCUUGCUGAGUCAGACGGGUCCUCUCUACUGGAAGGCUGGCAAGACAUGUGGCUCUUCAGGUUCUUCCUCAAUAUCCUAGGCUAUGCCACCAUCAUCAUCCCAGGCUAUUUUCUCAUCAGCUACUUCAAGAGGAUCAACUAUUUAGAAACCGGUCGCGGCCUUUGCUUCCCUCUUAUAAAGGCCUGUGUGUUUGGGAGCGAGGCAAAGACAGGUCUCCUGGAUGAUGUGUCUGUUACGUCCAGGAAUGACGCAGAGUCCUCUUCCUCCACACGCCAGGCCGUUAAGUUGGUAUUUUGUGCGGCUGGACUUCAGGCCUCCUACCUGACAUGGGGCGUGCUGCAGGAGCGCGUGAUGACGCGCUCAUACGGGGUGGGCGAAGCCGGGGCGGAAGGCGGCGAGCGUUUCAAGGACUCGCAGUUCCUGGUGUUCAUGAACCGCAUCCUGGCGCUGACGGUGGCCGGCCUGUGGUGCGCGCUCUUCAAGCAGCCGCGGCACGGGGCGCCCAUGUACAAGUACUCCUUCGCCUCGCUCUCCAACGUCCUGAGCAGCUGGUGCCAGUACGAGGCGCUCAAGUACAUCAGCUUCCCCACGCAGGUGCUGGCUAAGGCCUCGAAGGUCAUCCCCGUCAUGCUCAUGGGCAAGCUGGUGUCGCACAAGACCUACGAGUACUGGGAGUACCUCACCGCAGCGCUCAUCUCCGUGGGCGUCAGCAUGUUCCUGCUGGCGAGCUCCAGCGACAAGCACCCGUCCACCGUCACCACCUUCUCGGGCGUCUUCAUCCUGGCCGGCUACAUCGUGUUCGACAGCUUCACGUCCAACUGGCAGGACAACCUGUUCAAGCACAAGAUGUCGUCGGUGCAGAUGAUGUUCGGCGUCAACCUCUUCUCCUGCAUGCUCACUGUGGGCUCGCUGCUGGAGCAGGGCGCCUUCUUCAACUCCGUGAGCUUCAUGCUCCGCCACUCGGAGUUCGCCUUCCACGCCGUGCUGCUGUCGGUGUGCUCCGCGUGCGGCCAGCUGUUCAUCUUUUACACCAUCGGCCAGUUCGGCGCUGCCGUCUUCACCAUCAUCAUGACGCUGCGGCAGGCCUUCGCCAUCCUGCUCUCCUGCUUCCUCUACGGCCACGCCGUCUCCACCGUGGGUGGGUUCGGCGUCGGCGUGGUCUUCCUCGCGCUCUUCCUCCGCAUCUACGCCCGCAGCCGCCUCAAGAAGGCCGGCAAGAGGGCAGCGCCUCCUCCGAUACAGAAGGUGUGAGAUGCAGAGCGAGGACGGGGGGAGGGGGGUGGUGUCAAAGGAAGAGACUUUUGUACAGACACCACAUUUUUAGUGGUGGCUUUGUCAGUCCCGGUGUUUUUUUUUUUCUUGUUUUUUUUUUUGUGAUUUGGUUGUUCCUUUGUUCAACUUGUAUUUCUUCUCUUAUGUUUUAAAUAUUUUUUCAGUUGCUGAUUUUGUACUGUUACAGGGGUACUAAAAGAGAAAAAAAAGGGAUGAUGCCUUUCAAAGUCUUCUGGUGAUGAUAAGGGAUUGGACGUGGGCUGUAGUAGUACCAGCCCAGCCCAGAUGAUUGUUGCACACACAAGCCUGGGUCACUGACUUGCACCGCCGCCACCUCCUCGUUUGAGCGGUUUUCGCUGGAGCUGGUGGAGUGGUGUGAGUGACCAUAAACACACCCACCCAGCCAGCCAGACAGCCAGUGAGCCAGCUGGUUCUCAGAGUGUUGCGUAUCCGGUUGUAGGACGCUCCUGUUAAGUAACACAAAUCCACAUUCCCCCUAAUGUGUGCAUGUCUCUGCAGUAGCGUUGUGAAAGCUGAAGGCUGAUGCGUUUCCUGUGAGGCGUUAGCUGCAACACGUUUACCCAUUAAGGACAAUCAUGCCAUACUAGUCGUCCUUCGCGUCUUAUGUCCAACCGGUUGUAAAGAAUGUAUGAAUGCUAUGCCUAGCCGUGAAAGCCAACUUGUGCAUUCGGACAAAUUCACAUACCAGGAAGGUUACAACAUGCAGUAAUAUGCAUGGAGCCUGUAAGGUGUUUUAGGUCGGGUUCAAAAGGGUGAAACCCACGAUGGAUGGGUUUAAAGCAGAAGGCCCUUUCCCCAUCAUAUUUCUCCAUAAACUAUUGUAUUUGAUUCACGAGUUGGGUGGUUAUGUUAUUGGUCAUAGCAAUCUGUGUAAACAGGCAAGCCUUGCAUUGACAAAGGGGACUUAAUUGUGUUGGUCACGGCACAGUUCUGAUUAUUUGGAAACAAACAUUGAUAUUAUACUCCGUACACACCCAGCAGUACUUAACUGCAUAGCGAAGCAAGUAGGUAGACCUACUGAAUGGAAUAGAACUGUGAAUGCACAGAUUGGUGUGUCAUGUCUUGAUAUCAGACCUUAAUCCUUACUUGUGUGUUUGAUUUGUGUAAGUGUGUGAUGGAAACCUUAAAGGACUCAUUAACAUAACUUCAAUCCAA
This is a messenger RNA of Clupea harengus (Atlantic herring), 2796 nucleotides long. RefSeq names its product solute carrier family 35 member B2 (gene slc35b2). The record is from RefSeq and is a predicted model, not a curated record. Gene Ontology annotation, cellular component: endoplasmic reticulum membrane; Golgi membrane. Gene Ontology annotation, molecular function: 3'-phosphoadenosine 5'-phosphosulfate transmembrane transporter activity. Gene Ontology annotation, biological process: transmembrane transport; 3'-phosphoadenosine 5'-phosphosulfate transport. NCBI's taxonomy places the organism in Eukaryota, Metazoa, Chordata, Actinopteri, Clupeiformes, Clupeidae.